Molecule: messenger RNA, 1023 nt
Organism: Cimex lectularius (bed bug)
Lineage: Eukaryota; Metazoa; Arthropoda; Insecta; Hemiptera; Cimicidae
Product: spondin-1-like
Exons: 6
Coding region: 1-1023 (340 amino acids)
Biological process (GO): cell adhesion
Cellular component (GO): extracellular matrix
Source: RefSeq, a predicted model, not a curated record
AUGUCCCACGGCAGUUCAUGGAAACUUUUCCGAGUGGGAACCACAGCCAGCCCCGAAGUGAAGAACUUCGCAGAAACGGGAAAAUGGGAGUUGGCCGAUGGACAGGGGACGCAAGGCGUUCUUGACCAUUUCACCGCCCCUCCGGUGACCACUGGACAAGGUCGGACUGAGACGCAGUUCUUCCUGGAUGGGAACCAUUCCAAAGUUUCCAUUAUGUCCAGAAUAAUACCGUCUCCGGACUGGUUCGUCGGUUUGGACUCCUUCCAGUUAUGCGUAGACGGCAAUUGGCUGGAUACAAUAACUCUAGAGGUGGACCCACUUGACGCUGGGACGGACAACGGUUUUACGUUCACGGCGCCCAAUUGGGUGACGCAACCGCAAGGAGUCGUUUACAGGAUCACCAGCAGAUUCCCGGCUCAUCCUGCAGGCUCAUUUUAUUACCCGUACAUCAAGCGAUUGCCACCUAUAGCGACUUUCCAGUUUAUAAAAGUGAAAGAAUACGAAAUAAGCGAGGUUUUCCACCACGGCGAGGACGAGAAAAGAUACGAAGUCGUCAAGUCCGACCAACACAACGCCAUAAACAUUAUGCAAGGCAACGAAGCCAUACAACUGGAAAUGGAAGAGGAAAGGAAAGAGGAAGAGUUAGUAAUGCAGCAAAAAAUGACUACAAAAAUUAACAAUUUAAUGCCACCCAUUCCUACGAGAAAGCCUUACAUUAUCCUUCCAACAGGCACUGGCAAACUUGAAGACGACGGUGUUUUUUUAAACACAAUAGUGAGCAGUUUCAACAACCACGACACGACGCGCACAGUUAAAUCAAAAUACAAGAAAACGAAGAUGAGGGACUGCAAAGUUGGUGAUUGGGGAGAGUGGAGCGGCUGUUCUUCAAGCUGUGGAGUGGGAGAAAUGUCAAGGGAAAGAGCGAUUCUGCGGCCACCACGGAGAGGAGGCGUUUCUUGUCCACCACUCAGGCAAGUCAGGUGGUGCGCCUCACCCAUCGCCAACUGUACCACCAACUGGUAG